AUGAGCUGGUUUUGGGGAAACAAAAGCAACAGCGACAGUAAAGAUGCGCUGAACAAUCUGGACCCGUCGCUGCGAGAGUUUCUGGACAAGGAAUCCAAGACGCGACAACAGCAACAGCAGCAGCAACCCACACAACUACCACAAGAGGCUCCUUCAUAUCGCGCACAGAUUGGCAUCACCGAAGACCAACCAUCACAAUCCACACAGUCUCAAACAGACGAGAACGCAGCACCGCCGCAAUCACUUUUUCAAGAUGGCAGAUAUGCCCACCUCUGGAAGAACUACCGUUCGCAAGAACAAAUCGAGCAAGCCGGACGCAGCGAGAGCGAACAACUAUCCGAUGUCAUCGACACAUACAACGACCGCAAAGCCAGAGUCGCCCGAGCGGCGCUCGAAAACUGCGCAAUGGAGCAAUGGGCCGAGCACGAGUGUUUCGAGAACGGCGGCAUCAAGGGAAAGCUGUACCUCUGCAAGGAGCCCACCCGCGCAUUCAACCGCUGCUACACCAUGCAGGCGCGUUUCCUCAAGGCUCUGGGAUACAUGAGCAUGCAACGCACUGUCGACGAGGAAGAGCGCAUCCAAAUGCACGCAGACAAACUAUAUCACGAAAUGUUGGAUCGUGAGAAGGCCAUGAAAGAGGCCGAGGAGAAGAAGCUGCCCGCACCAGAGUUCAAGCCGCUCAUCACAAGCACGUCGACCACCGAGAUCCUGGGAGUGCGACAACCGGUUGCACAACCACAGGAAACAAGAGAAGGAUUGGACAUGUACACGGGAGAAAAGCGCAAAGCUAUUGAACAAUCUCUAGCGGAUAAGAAGGAUGCUGAGCGUGAGCUUGAAAUUCAGCUCAUGGCUGCCGAGGCAAGAGCAAACGCAGAGUAUGCCGCUGUCGUCCAUGAGCACUAUGAAGCAGAGAAGAAGGUGCGCGAAAGCAGAAGGGAACGUGGUAGAGAGACAGUCGGAGAUAGCAUCAAGAGAGCUUGGGGCUGGGACUCGAAGUGA
This is a messenger RNA of Aureobasidium namibiae CBS 147.97, 999 nucleotides long. RefSeq lists its product as uncharacterized. NCBI's taxonomy places the organism in Eukaryota, Fungi, Ascomycota, Dothideomycetes, Dothideales, Saccotheciaceae. The transcript has a single exon. The record is from RefSeq and is a predicted model, not a curated record. The coding region runs from base 1 to 999 and encodes 332 amino acids.